CCGCCUAUCACCCCUUCUCGACACUCUUUUUGCCUCUUUCUUCAUUUCUGGUGCUGGAGGGUCACUGAGGGGUCUUUCAAUUGCUGCACCAUGGUCAAGGAUAAAGACGGCGACACGGUCGCAACUUUCAAUGGAAAAUGGAUCUCGUAUGGGCACACCGCUAUGGCCUACGCCGCCUUUCUCGGAGCCCUCAUAGUCGGAAUCUCGCUACACUACCACAAGAUUGUGCAGAAUGAAUUCUACGGUUUCCCAGAGGAGUGGUUCCCUUCCGUAUCCGCGACCAUUGGCGACCGCUAUCCGGAGCGUUCCGUCUUCAUGCUGUUCAUUGCUCUUACGUCUGGUCCCCGGUUCGCACUCGUCGGCCUCUGGUAUGUCUUGACUCGCCGUCCAAACUCGUCCCUCCCCAAGUUCAUUGCUGGUGUGGGCAUCUUCCGAACAUUGACCUGCGGAGGAUGGACAUAUGUGACCUCUACCGAUGACCAUGACUGGCACGACAUCUUCAUGAUCUCGUACCUGGUUGCAACACUGCCAUGGACUAUUGGCUGUAUCGCCCUGAGCCCUACCAAUGCCACUGCACUCAAAUACCGAAAGGCUUUUGCUGGGAGUUUCUUUGCCACGCUUGUGCCAUUAAUCUACUUUUUCAUUCAGCACAAAGUUCACCAUGUUGCCGGAGCGUACACCAUCUAUUCUUUCUUCGAAUGGUCUCUGGUCUUGCUCGACGUAGCCUUUGAUGCCGUCACAGUGAUCGAGUUUCAGCACUUCGAAAUUGUAAUCAAGGAUGUACGAGGUCUAUCUCGCGCUACGGGUUCCAAGUCAGUCUCCGAUGCCGUUCAAGAGAAAAACAAGGAGCUUGGAGCAACCUUUUCCGGCGCAUUCUCUUGGUUUGGACUCAUCUUUACCGCGGCCGAUGUGUACAGUGGAUUCGUCUUCUGGUCCAUGUUGACAUCGCUCGGUGUUUGCGUCUGGUACUUUCCCCUCUGGCACAUGGGCAUCUCUGGUUAUGAAGCCCUAGUCAUGUGCACAGUUUCUCCGUUUUUCCUCGGUAUCAAGCCCAUCCGCUACAUUGCCACGCGCUACGUGUGGUUCUUCCAUCUGCUUUCGCUUUCCGGACUCCUGGCUUUCCUUGCAAAGACGCCCGUCAACCGACUCUUUGCCGUUGCCUUUGGUCUGUCCAUGUCAUGCCUUGCAUGGUCAGCCACCUUUCUCGGAGAGCGGUCGCAGCCGCACCGUCUCGAAGGCCGCAUUACUGCAUUCGCCAUUGGCCUGAUAGCCUCUAGCAUCGCAAAGUACGCCUUCUGGACAAACAACCCCAUCUGGCCAAUCAUGCACGAGGCCAACGGUGGAUGGAACAAGACCGGUUUCGUGGUAGCUCUCAUUUCUAUUCUGAUAUCCAUGAGGUCGACCGCAAGCCGUGGUGCUGAUGUCCCGGCUCAGGGCCCUACAAAAGGAUACUCAGUCUUUGCCAGUUUCGGUCUUGCUGGCGUUCUCUUCUCCAUGCACUCUUUACUGUCCGACUCGAGCACCAUGAUCUCCUGGGUAUGGGAAGGAUACCCCGUCCGUGGACCCCUUGCCGUUCCUCACGGCACCCUCACUCAUUUUGCUAUGGGUAUCGGUCUUAUGGUUGGUCUGUUUGCGCCGAACCUAUCGCGCUCAUGGGCCUUUUAUGGUGUUGGCUCCAUCGGUGCUGCUAUACUGACCACCACUGGCCACUGGACUGGAUUCUACGGCGCCCUUGCACUGACUGUGUAUACUAUGGCAGCAGCACCGAUUCUCAUUGAACAUGCCGCUCGCCACGCACCGGGCCGCACAUUUGGCCUCGCUUUCCUGGUUUACAACUUUAUGGUGCUCUUCCACGUCUGGGUCGUAGCAUACGCCUUUGUCCCGGGAGGACCUCUGGUUCGUGAACACACAGACUGGGUCAUGACAGCCAUGAUGGUCCAGAUUGGUGCGGGUGUCUUUAGUGUCUCUACCCAGCCACCGGCGCUUAAGAGCUACAAGGGCAAGGCUGUCGUUACUGCUGCCGCCAGCCGCCAGCGCUCGUACUACCUCUACGUCCUUGGAGCUCUGGAGAUCCUUUCCAUUGCGAUCGCAUACCUGCGUUUCCCAUCGUAUGACUACAAGCCGUACCACCCAGAAACCAAAUCCAUCACGGCAGGUAUCUGGACGAUCCAUUUCUCUUUGGACAAUGACAUGUGGUCCUCCGAGUACCGCAUGCGUGACCUGAUCAAAGAGCUAGAGAUUGACGUUAUUGGACUCCUCGAGAGCGACCUGCAGCGCAUCAUUAUGGGCAACCGCGAUACGACACAGUUCCUUGCCGAGGACCUAGGCAUGUACGUCGACUUUGGGCCCGGCCCCAACAAGCACACAUGGGGCUCAGCUCUGCUGUCCAAGUUCCCCAUUGUAAACAGCACACACCACCUUCUGCCGUCGCCGGUAGGCGAACUCGCGCCCGCCAUCGAAGCCACCAUCGACGCCUACGGCGAGAUGAUUGACAUUUUCGUCUUCCACUCGGGCCAGGAAGAAGACCCAGAGGACCGCCGCCUACAGUCUGAGUACCUCGCUGAGCGCAUGAAGGCGACGCCCCGCCCGGCCAUCUUGCUGUCGUACCUUGUCAUUAAGCCCGGCGAGGGCAACUACAAUACCUAUGUCGGUGAGAAGAGCGGCAUGCAUGAUAUCGAUCCUAGCGACUGGGAUAGAUGGUGCGAGUACAUUCUCUACAAGGGCAUUAGGAGAUCGGGUUAUGCUCGUGUUUCCAGACAUACGAUUACCGAUACCGAAUUGCAGGUCGGCAAGUUCGUCGUCGGCGAGCCCGAAAACACGAGCAACCAGCUAGUCCAUGAGUCGCAGGUCCCCGACGGUCUGAGGUUCCCGGCGCUCUUCAGGGGCGAGGGCGUCAGAGGCCAUAGGUACCAUGUUUUCGAUGAGCCGAGGUAUUUUGAGUAAUUUUCUGGGCGCGAUGGAGGUCAAGGCAUGGGUGGGUGUAUUGCAUGCGUGUGAGUGAUUGGGGAUAUGAUGG
This is a messenger RNA of Exserohilum turcica Et28A, 3016 nucleotides long. RefSeq lists its product as uncharacterized. The transcript has 12 exons. Lineage: Eukaryota; Fungi; Ascomycota; Dothideomycetes; Pleosporales; Pleosporaceae. Gene Ontology annotation, biological process: fungal-type cell wall organization; GPI anchor biosynthetic process. The coding region runs from base 91 to 2943 and encodes 950 amino acids. The record is from RefSeq and is a predicted model, not a curated record. Gene Ontology annotation, cellular component: endoplasmic reticulum.